Molecule: messenger RNA, 1785 nt
Organism: Cicer arietinum (chickpea)
Lineage: Eukaryota; Viridiplantae; Streptophyta; Magnoliopsida; Fabales; Fabaceae
Product: RING-H2 finger protein ATL46
Molecular function (GO): ubiquitin protein ligase binding
Source: RefSeq, a predicted model, not a curated record
AACCUUGGGUUUUGGAACUGGCUUAAUUUUCACAUGAUGUGGAGCAUCACAAUUCAAUUUAUUACACAACUUCAUAACUCAUUAUCACAUCUUCAUCAUCAUCAUUAGGUUUUUCUUUUUCAUGACAAGAGAGAGAGAAUUAACUCACCUCAGGUAAUUUCCUCAGAUUUCAAAUUGUUAGGUCAACUGCAACUGCAAACGUUGACAUUUCUCACCCCAUGUUACCACUUAUACUAUAAUUAUAUUGUUACCACACUCAUACAAAAUUUUGUUUUAAUUUCAUUAUUUAUUAUCUUUGCUUGAUUUUUCAUAAUGUAUGAUUUGGGUUUAUUCCCAAAUCAAGCAAAGUUAACAACUAUGUUCAAAUCCAUUGCUUAAUUGUUAGGUCAAAGUUUAGAUAUGUUCUUCUAAUUUGAAUUUGAAAUACAAUAUUCUGAAAAAAAAUGCAUUUGAUUCACUCUCAAAUUCACCAAGGCAAUGGUGCUAAUGCUAUUAACACCCCCCCUCCUCCAUAUUAUUCCUCAUUCCCUUCAUUUCCUUAUAGUUCUACCAACCAAAAACAAUCAGAAGCAACCCAAGAAUCUUCAUCUUCUGGGAAUAAAAUAAGUCCUGCAAUUCUUUUCAUCAUAGUUAUAUUAGCUGUUAUAUUUUUCAUCUUAGGUUUCCUUCAUUUACUAGUUAGGUUUCUCAUAAAGCAUAGAUCUUCCUCAUCAAUUUCACAGUCAAGUAGAUACCCUGAAAUGUCUGAAUCUGAUGCAUACCAAAGACAGUUACAACAGCUAUUCAAUCUUCAUGACUCAGGUUUGGAUCAAGCAUUCAUUGAUGCUCUUCCUGUUUUCUUUUACAAAGAGAUAAUAGGUUUGAAAGAGCCAUUUGAUUGUGCUGUUUGUUUAUGUGAGUUUUUGGAACAAGAUAAAUUGAGAUUGUUGCCUAAUUGUAACCAUGCUUUUCACAUUAACUGCAUAGACACAUGGUUGUUGUCUAAUUCAACUUGUCCUCUAUGUAGAGGGACACUUUAUGCACAAGGGUUUUCAUUUGAAAAUCAAAAUCCUGUUUUUGAGUUUGAGGGUUCAAGGGAUGAAGAUGGUGUUUUAGGCAUCGGUGGUGUCGGUGGAAUCGGUUCGUUUAACAAAUCUUUGGAAAACCAUAUAAUGAAUGGGAAAAGGGUUUUUUCUGUUAGGCUUGGAAAGUUUAGAAGCUCAAAUAAUGGUGAAGGAGUUGAAAGAGGUGAAGGAGAGAGUAGUAGUAAUUGUAACUUUGAUGUUAGGAGAUGCUAUUCAAUGGGGUCUUUUCAAUAUGUUCUUGCUGAUUCUGAUUUGCAAGUUGCUUUGAGACCUUCUAAAGGUGAUGGUAGUAUGAGACAAUUGAAGGGAAUUAGAGAAACUAAUGAUGAGAGUUUUUCUAUUGAUGGUGAUGUUGAAGGCAAGAAGAUCAACAUUGCAAGGAAAGGUGAAAGCUUUUCUGUUUCCAAGAUAUGGCAAUGGUCUAAGAAAGAUAAUAAGAUACCAAGUUCAUCAGCUGCUACACAUUUUCAUGAUUCUGUUAACACUGAAAGUUUGCCAUGGAUGAAUAAAGUUAGAGGUACAUGAUAUACUAGUAUUAAGCUACUUAGUGUUUUGUAUUUUUAACUACUUUCAUAUUUUUCAAAUUCAGUGAAUCCAUUUGUUUAGCUCUUACUUUCACUCACACUUUGAUUUUACUUUUUUCUUUAGUGCUAAAACAUGUAAGUUAUGCCAUAAAAUAAAACACUUAACUUGAUCAAGCAAUUGUUUUUGUAAUAUAUCA